Messenger RNA from Camelina sativa (false flax), 1795 nucleotides. Its product is annotated as F-box/LRR-repeat protein At5g35995-like. Gene Ontology annotation, molecular function: protein binding. The record is from RefSeq and is a predicted model, not a curated record. Lineage: Eukaryota; Viridiplantae; Streptophyta; Magnoliopsida; Brassicales; Brassicaceae.
GUAGACCAAGGUUUGUGUCGAUCUUGACUCAGAAUCAAGAGAGUAGAGUGAUCAAACUAAACCUAACUUGUGUUUGAUUUGUAGGCGGAAGCAAAGUGUCAGUUAAUUCGAGACUGAGACUCUAUGGGGUCUAGAGAUUUCAUCAGCAGUUUGCCGGAUGAGGUUCUUGGCAAAAAAGUCCUGUCUUUGCUUCCGAGAAAACUCGUUGUCUCCACGUCUGUUCUGUCCAAGAGGUGGAGGAAUCUAUUCCUUUUUGUAGACAAGUUUGAUUUGGAAGACUCAACAUCUCUGAGAAAUGAUGGAUUCUCUGAUUUCAUGGAGAAAACAGUGGCUCUGCUUCUUAGCAAUUGUCCCACCAAGAGACUCACUCUGAACUGCCGCUAUGAACGAUCUAGUGUUCACCGUUGGAUUCGCAGUGCCCUCCAACGCGGCUGCUUGGAACUAAACUUGCAAUGCCUGUAUGGUCAUUCUUUGGAUAUAGGGAUCUUCUCCUCGAGCAGUACAUUGGUUAAACUCACACUAUCUAGUUAUCUAACUUGUCUUCUAGGGUAUGUUCCACUUGAGGAGGGCACAGUGUUUUUCCCAGUGCUCAAGACACUUUCCAUUGGUGCUGUUGCGGCUGAUCCAGAUCUGUAUGAUUGGCUCAUCUCUGGAUCCCCUGUGCUCGAGGAAUUAUUCAUACGUGAUGUUGGUGAUGGUGAUGACCCGCCAACUUGGACGAGGUCUGUGGUUAGUGCAUCCAUCAAGCGACUCGCGAUUUUUUUCCACCUUCUUUAUAACACAGAACCUUAUGAAGACGAUGUUGAGAUAAAGACACCUAAUCUUGAGUUUCUUGACUAUUCUGCUCUUCUCUCCGAUGAUUUUGAUGUUGGUAAUCUGGAUUCGCUUGCUGAAGCUAGACUGGAUCUUCGGUUGUGGGAGUUACCUACCACACGUCAAUUUGGUGAUGUUACAAAUCUGGUUGCUGCAAUAAGAAAUGUCAAGACCCUUCACCUCUCUUCUGCUUCUUUGCAGGCGUUUUACUACUGCUGUUUUACCAUGCCGGUCUUCCACAAACUCCUUCAUCUAUCUAUUGUGAGCGACAAGGAAAACGGUUGGCAUGCAUUGCCUCGUCUGCUUUUGAAAUCUCCAAAUCUACAAACUCUAGCGAUAAAGGGUCUUUUGCACAAAGUUACUUAUAGAUGUGGAAACGCAUGCGUUUGCACUAGCAAGCCUGAGAAAAAGGUGUUAUAUAAGACUUGUUUAGAUAUAAGUCCUCGUGAUGAGGUGAAGGGGAUGUGUUGUUUAUCGACAUGUCGAGUUAAAGUGCUAGAAAUUUCAGGGUAUGGAGGUAGUUUUAGAGAGGUGAGACAAAUGGCGCAUUUCUUGGGAAAAUUGAAAUAUAUUGAAACUGUGAAAAUUGGUGUCGAAGAAGACGACAGCAACAACAACAACAGUGAGUUCUUGCGCGCCAAUCUUAGGACUCUUGAUAGAGCUUCGUCAAUGUGCAACUUCCAAUUCCUCUGAUUUCUCUCUCGCUCUGCUCUGUCCCUUCCUUGUUGUGGUUUUCCGGCUGACAACUGGUGUGAUGCUAAUGUGGAAGAGACUAAAACCAAGCUAAACAUUGGUUGUUGUUAGUUACAAAUUAUGCGCAACUUUUUGUUUGGUGAAUCUUGCUCUAUGAUUAAUGUAACACCCUCUUCUGAAUAACCAUGCACCAAAGAUACGUUUCAUCUCUACCAAUCCGGGAAGAGGUUCAAAAUGCUCAGGUAGGUAAUAUCCAAUUUGAGCCGCAAAUUCUAUACGAAAAUCUUGA